Exophiala bonariae is the source of this 1458-nucleotide messenger RNA. RefSeq lists its product as uncharacterized. Lineage: Eukaryota; Fungi; Ascomycota; Eurotiomycetes; Chaetothyriales; Herpotrichiellaceae. Bases 1 to 1458 code for a protein of 485 amino acids. The transcript is spliced from 3 exons. The record is from RefSeq and is a predicted model, not a curated record.
AUGGCCAUUAUCGUGCCAAGUUAUAAAGAGGAAAUUGACAUACUUGAGACAACGUUGCGGGUACUCGCGAGCCAUCGUCAUGCAAAGGCUUGCUAUGAUGUUUUCCUAGCUAUGGAAGCAAGAGAUCCAAAUGGUGUUGCGGUGGCAACGAGCCUCAUUGAUCUCUUCAAGCACAAGUUUCGGGAUCUUCAAUUCACCUUACAUCCUAACGGCAUUGAAGGAGAAGCCCCUGGAAAGAGUAGCAAUGUCAGCUGGGCUGCCAAAGCAGUGGAGAAGAAAUAUGUCAAUCAGCCUGAUUGGACUGAUGUACUCAUCACGGUGAUGGAUAGCGACACUCACCUUUUAAGUCAAUACUUUGAACUCAUCUUCCAAAACCAUCUGCGCACGCGAGGUGAGAUUGGGCUUUCAGACGUCACAUUUUAUAUGCCGCCCAUUGUCUUCGAUCGCAACGCCAGCCGUGUACCUCGACUCGUUCGCAUGGCAGAUCUCAUGUGGUGCGGAGCAGGACUGUCGUGCUUCAAUGGAAGAGCCCGCCGUGACGCAGUAGCGAUCCCUACCGCGGUAUAUACCAUCUCGCUUUCCCUUGCCUGCCUUGUAGGUGGUUGGGACACUGGUUCCGAGGCCAUUGGUGAAGACCUGCAUAUGCUGCUGAAAUGCUAUUUCGCGACGGGCGGACAUUUACGCACCAUCAGCAUUCCAAGUCCAGCGAGUCAGUGUAAUGUCAGCACAGGAAAGUCUGGAAUACGUGGUUGGGCAGCCAACCAUCAAGCAAGAUACUCACAAGGAUUGAGACAUAUGUGGGGGUCACUUGAUACAGGCUUCGCUGUGCGACAAUGGUUUCAGCUCUCACAACGACGAGACUCUGGGAGCAAGAGUCCUUUUGGACGGGAGUCAUCAUUGCCUUCGCAUGUCCUGCUCCGGUUGAAGCUCGGACAGCAUUCGGUCCACCAAGGCGAAGUCAAGAGAUACACGUGGAGGAAUGCGGUGGUCUUCACCCGGCUCUUUGAGGCGCACUUCCUACCAAACCAUCUGUUCCUUGUCCUGCUCGCUUCCGCCCUCUACAGCUCGUUGAUCCACCCGGACAACCAAUGGCAGAUCUUGUCAUAUGCGCUCGACAUGACUUCCUACAUGCGAGCAGCAGGAUUCGCGUUGAUGACGAUCUACUUUGUUAUCUUCUAUGAGAAAUACCACCAGGUCUGCAUAAGUGCGCGAGAGCACGAGAUGAGAAGAGCGGGGUUAUAUGAAGAGAUGGAAGAUGAUUUCUCUCACCGGAAAAGAUGGACACUGACGGCGAUUGUUGAUUACUUUAUAUUCCCCAUCUCUGGGACGAUCUUUGGGAGUAUUCCACUCUUCCAGGCCAUUGUGUCGCACUUUUGGACCGAGAAAUUGGUGUACCUGGUUAGUGCGAAGCCUGUCAAGGCUGAUAAGGUGCGGGAACAGUGGAAAGAUGGAGUGUAA